Messenger RNA from Tinamus guttatus (white-throated tinamou), 881 nucleotides. NCBI's taxonomy places the organism in Eukaryota, Metazoa, Chordata, Aves, Tinamiformes, Tinamidae. The record is from RefSeq and is a predicted model, not a curated record.
AUGAGAGUCCCUUGGCUGUGGAAACGCGCGGGAGAGCUUCGGAGCCAUCGGGCCUAUCUUAACUGUUUCUUCUCUUGCACAUUAAAGGUUGGAGUAAGAGGGAAGGAUAUUGUUGUUCUGGGUGUGGAGAAGAAGUCUGUGGCAAAACUUCAGGAUGAAAGGACUGUACGGAAGAUCUGUGCCCUUGAUGACAAUGUCUGCAUGGCUUUUGCAGGGCUUACAGCUGAUGCCAGAAUAGUUAUAAAUAGAGCUCGUGUAGAGUGUCAGAGCCACAGACUCACGGUGGAGGAUCCUGUCACUGUGGAAUACAUCACGCGCUACAUCGCCAGCCUGAAGCAGAGAUACACUCAAAGCAAUGGCCGCAGACCUUUUGGGAUCUCUGCUCUUAUUGUGGGAUUUGACUUUGAUGGAACUCCCCGGCUGUAUCAGACUGACCCAUCUGGCACUUACCAUGCUUGGAAGGCUAAUGCCAUUGGCAGGGGAGCCAAAUCUGUGCGUGAAUUCCUGGAGAAAAACUACACCGAUGAAGCCAUCGAAACAGAUGACCUAACUAUUAAACUUGUCAUCAAGGCUCUUCUCGAGGUUGUACAGUCUGGUGGGAAAAACAUUGAGCUGGCAGUUAUGAGACGAGAUCAGCCACUGAAAAUUUUAAGCCCUGAAGAGAUUGAGAAGUAUGUUGCUGAAAUUGAAAAAGAAAAGGAAGAAAAUGAAAAGAAAAAACAGAAGAAAACAUCAUGAUGACUGAAAUUCAACUGCUUAGCUGCUUUUUAAUUCAAGAGAUGGGUUACUCUGUAUAGACAACACGUAGGCAUUCCAUUUAUUCAUAUGGUGGCCCUUCUGAGACAUACAAUAAACCUACUUUUUUUUUUUAACUCUUAUUU